GCUCCAGUUCGGAGCGAUGAUGUCAGAGGGGGCGGCAGCGGCGAGAGCGGCGGCGAGACGGGGCUGAAGGAGCGGGCGGGCGGGCGGGCGAGCGGCGCCCGUGCCAACCAGGCAGCGAGCAUGAAUGGCGGGGCGAGGAGACUCCAUCUUGGGCUGCCCCCGGACGCUCGCCUUGGCACGCAGUUUCUGAAAAAGCAGGGGAAGAGAGGAGGAACAGAGGAAACAACAUGAUACCAUAAGCGAUUCAGCCAAUAAUGCAUUUUCAUCUUGUGAAAACUGGCGUACCCAUUGGCUCUGGAUGCUGUGAGGUUUGGACUGGGUAAUCCUUAUUUUUAAAGGAACAGCAGCCUCAAUCGCUUUGGAUUUUUCUGCUCCUGGUACCGAGUCCAAACUUGCCUUUCCUUGGCAAAAGCUGUUCCAUUCAGCGUCUCCGGCUGUUGUCUGGGCGGACUGUGAACUCGGCCCACCAUCCUGGUCGUAAAGGGUUUUGUCUGCAGCUCACAGGGUACUUUGGAGGCCGGAAAAAACACACAAGUGUUUGGGUGUUUCAGUGGUGACACCUGGUGUUGUUUUCUGGUUAAUGAUUUGUCAGUGCUUGGCUAAUCCUUUGGCUCGGAAACAGUGUUCCUGCCUGAUUUGAAAGAAAGACUCUGUUGUAGUUAUUAAUUAGCCGUCUAUUGGACCCUGCUGCUGAGAUUGGAAGCUACGUCGGGCCGUGCCGGACAAGCCACCAGAGCUGUUUGACUGACCCGCCGCAUUGCCUGCGCUCCACUGUUCGUGCUGCGUUUCUUGCUGGCUUCCAGAGAUGGGUGUAUGUGCACAGGUGGGCUUGCGUAAUGGUUUAAUCCAAUUUUACACAAUGCUUCACCAACCUUGCGCCGGGCUGUACCGCCUGGUGUGUGUCGUUUUGAACUCCUAAUCCUGAUGUUGCAACUACUCCAGACUGGGUCCAAGACUUCUGAGCGCUGACUGUACUGUUGGCUAGUCUCAGUUCCAGCUGCCGGCCCUGAACGCCCUGAUUCCAUCCAGUACGUACGUCACAGAAUUGUUUUCAGAUAUCCUUCAAAAGCCGCAAAAAGGGUCCAGCUCAACCCCAUUGGGAGAAAACGGCGCGAGGAGCACCGGCCCAGAUGCCCAGUAGGUCUGGUCAGCUUGUCUAGGUCUGAGGCAGCACAAUGGCUCCAGUUGUGGAGGUCACGGACAUCAGCCACUCCAAUUCCCUUCUGAUCCAAUUGAACGAGCAGCGCCUGCGUGGACAGUUCUGUGACAUCACAAUCAUUGCCGAAGACACCAAGUUCAAGGCCCACAAAAAUAUUCUCGCCGCCUCCAGUCCAUACUUCAAGGAGGUUCUUUCCAAGGAAUCAGUGUGUCGCCAGCCGAGCCAGAUUCUAGAGCUUCCCGACAUCCAGGCCAAAGUCUUCUCGGACAUCUUGAACUUCAUCUAUAAUUCUCGACUUUCAGUGCCCAGUCCGGCAGUCGCCAAGGAGAUUGGGGCGGUUGGCCGGCGCCUGGGCAUCUCCCGCUUGGAAAACCUGGAUGACCCCUUGGCAGAUGUCAAGAUGGACAGCUCUGGCCUUGCCUCUGCUAGAGCUUGCAGUUCGCCCAUUGACCUGACCUGCCCUUCCCGCUCUGCAGAGCCUUCCAGCCCUGUCUGCUUCCAGGAUUUGACCAAAGCAUACAGCCCCGGGCAGGACACCCACCCUGACUCUGAAACAGAAACUGCCAAGAUCCUCUACAACCUCAGCUCUGUGGCCACCAUGCCGCCUCCCCCAUCCUCUGAUCUGACUUUCAUGCUGAAGGAAAACGUUGGUUGGGGCCACAGUCUCCCUGGGACUCCCCCUGCCACCUCUGCCAACGCGAACGAUGGGGUGCAGGUGCCGGCCGCUUCUUCCUCGCCCCCAUCCCCAUCCGGGGCUUCCUACCCAGCCAGCAGCACCUUCUGUUGCGGAAGCUGUAACCGUUCCUUUACUACGUCUUCUGCGCUCAGCCUCCACGUGAAGCUCCACCGGACGCGGCGCUCGCUGUCCUGCCGCCACUGCGGCAAAAGUUUCAUCCACGUCAAGCGGCUACAGACGCACGAGGUCUUAUGCAAGGAGGUGGAACCACCAGAGGAGAGUGCCUCUGCGGACAAGGCGCCGCCCAGCCCGGUGUUGCCUUCCAAGCCCACGGCAGCAGCAUCUUCCAAGAAGGGUGGGCUUUUCCGCCAUCGGGGCCCCCCAAGGGUGGACUACAUCUCUGACCAAGACCACUUUGUCAAAGUGGUGGAUGGUCACAUCAUCUACUUCUGCACCGUCUGUGAACGGUCCUACAUGACCCUUUCAAGCCUCAAGCGCCACUCCAAUGUCCAUUCCUGGCGGCGCAAGUACCCCUGCCGUUACUGCGACAAAGUUUUCGCCUUGGCUGAAUACCGCACCAAGCACGAGGUCUGGCACACAGGGGAGCGACGCUACCAGUGCAUCUUCUGCUGGGAGACCUUUGUUACUUACUACAAUCUGAAGACCCAUCAGAAAGCCUUCCACGGCAUUAAUCCUGGGCUUAUAUCCUCAGAGAAGACCCCCAAUGGGGGCUAUAAGCCUAAACUUAAUGCUUUGAAACUCUACCGCCUCUUACCCAUGCGUUCCCAAAAGAGGCCGUACAAGACGUACAGCCAGGGUGUGGUGCCAGAGGACCUUCUGCGUCCAACUCAGGCUGUCCCCAUGACGCUGGGUGAGGGUGACUCACUGGAUGGGAACUUGGUCUCCUCGCUGAGCACCGGUGACGUCGCUUCUGUGUUCACCCCCAAGAACGCCUCCUUGGAACUGCCAGAGGCAGAACAGUUCCAGCAGCAGGAAACCACCGGUGCCGAGGAGACGUCUGUCCUGCCAGCUGCUGGUGAGAAGGCUCAGCUGGACAAGCUGCCGCGGUCUUUGAGCACGGAGGCUCCCACAGUCAUCGCCUAUGGGCGCCCCGCCUCUUCUGUGAUCGUUCACAGCACCUCGGUAAAAGCGCAGGCUCCCUCGGUGAUCACGUACAACAGUAAAACUUCAGGUGCCCCAUUAAAUGCGGGGUCUCCACCAUCACUGUCACAGCCUCCACCUUCUCCAGUUGUGGCCAAACCCAUCAAGAAGCAGGUGCUGAGGGAAUACAUUCAGUCACAGAAGAUGGACGAACAGGCUUUGGACGAGGACGGGAGUGAGCAGGGGCCCAAGGCGAGGGGGCCGCGGGUGGGUCGCACCAUGACCUAUAUGGCCAAACCGGCCUACGUGGGAGCCGCCUCGGAAAGCCGAGCCGCACCGCUCUGCCAGAUCACGGUGCGCAUCGGCGAAGAGGCCAUUGUCAAGCGGCGCAUCUCUGAAACAGACCUCAUGCUGGACAAGAGCAGCCGGGCCGGAGGCAGACGCUUGGACUUUGGCAGGGACCAGAGCAGUGAGAAGCAGCAGCCCUCGCUGCCCCCCAUACUGCACGGCAAACGCGCCGACCGGGCGUACGCCGAGAGCGGCGAGGAAGAGAGCGACCGGGGAGACACAGAAGACCAACUCUGGCGCCCGUACUACAGCUACAAGCCCAAACGGAAGCCUUGCGGGGGGGGCGGCAACGGCGCGGGCAGCGCCCUGCCGAAGGCGAAGAAGUCGCGGUGGCGUCACAAGCUGCGCUCCCUGCGGUGGAUGAAGCGGUCGGAGGAGGCCGAGGAGGGGGCCAGAGUGGGAACCAGCCAGCCAGGGUCUGCUGAGGCAUCCGGGGGGCAGGGAGCGGCCUCCGAAAGGGACGGGACGGAGCCGCCAGCCAAAGCGGGGGGCGGGCGGGGCUCCGAGUGGAAGCAUGAGUGCAGCGUUUGCGGCAAACUCUUCUCCGCCCUCAAGAAGCUGAGGAAGCACGAGCGGGUGCAUGGGCGCCUCGGCAAGGAUGACCAGUCCCUGGCGGCCUUGCCCACCGCCCCCCACCGCGUGGGCCGCAAGCCUCUGGUGAAGUUUGCUUGCGCCCAUUGCACCAAGGUCUGCAAGACCGCAGCGGCACUGAGCCGCCACAUGAAGCGGCACGAGGGCCAACGGCCGGAGCAGGUCCCCCUGCCAGUGCUUACCACAGUCAUUGCCUAUUCUAAGAAGGCCGCUGAGGUGCCCCUGGCCACGCCCCCGCCAGUGGUUAAGGAGGAGACCACGCAGGAGAUGCAGGUCUCUUCCUCCAGUGGGGAGGCUCCCGGGGGCCAGCCAGAGGCCCCCGAGGAGGGGCAUGUGGAAAUGGUGCCCUGCAAUGGGCACACUCUGGCCCCUCUUCCAGAGGAGGAAGACUCACCGCAGCAGGGGGGAGAUAAGCCCCCUUUUCACGAGGAGCUGCCUGCCCACCCGCCGCCACUACAGGCAGCCGCCACCAGCCUUGCUGAACUGCCCCCGGGCCUGCCCCACUCUCUUCAAGACCCAGUCAUCUCCCACACGGGCCUGGUCCAGAAGGAGGUUCUGGCACCGCAGGAGAUGGCAGAGGACCGUUAUCCGGUCCAGGAGUACCCCUUACCGCUGCUGGUGCCGGGCAGCUGCCGGAGCAGGAAGGAUCUGGAAGACAAGCCCUCGUUCCUGGCUUACCCCAGCGCCAUCCAGUUCAACGCCGUGGGCAAAGCAGGGGGCAGCAGUGGAGACGGCAAAGUCAGCUUCUACCCUGACCCGUACCCGCUGAUGUAUGGGCACCAGUUGCUAGCCGCCUAUCCGUACAACUUCACUUUGCCGGUGGCUUUGAACAUGGUUGUCCCGGAUGACAAGGGACAGCCGCUGCCCUUCCUGCCCAGCGUCUUCAGCUACUCGAUGAACCCAUGUCGGGGCGUGGGGCACGACGGGGGCCCCGGAUGCCACGGGGGCGUGGGGAUGGGCAGUUCGGCUCGGGAGGGCAGGGGGGAGCCCGCGGCACCCGAGAGGCUGAAGAAAGGAGGUCUCCUUUGAGGGACAGCGGGCCCACGGGGCGGGAAAGGGGCCACCGGAUUACGCGGGGGAGGAAGUCAAGGCUAGAAAAUGGCCGAGCCCCCUUCUGUUCUGAGCAGGGGCGUGUGCUUGUGAGAACCAGCAGGGCGAGUGCAGAGGGGCGCCUGAACCAGGGCGGGCGGAAGGGAGCCCCCCCUCUUCCUACCAGUGGCAUUUAGCACGGGACGUGUCGUAGAGAAGACUUCUUUAAAAUAGCAAAAAUAGGUACAGGGUACCCCCAUUCCCCCUGCCUGGUUCCUCAACCCCAUAUGAAUGUUGUUUGUAGACACAAAUGAGAGUGAAUUUGCACAAGGAACCGUUUUUCUUCUCUGCCCCCUGCCCGCCCCCGCCGCACAGCAAUUUCUGGCCCUUUUUCUUCGGUUCCUGACCUUUUCGCCACUCCCCCCUACUUUUGCUGCUGGUGGGGGCACUGUUUCGAAAGGAGGGGCCUCUAGUGUCACUCCUCUCCUGCUGGGGGUGUUUUACUCUGUGGAUCCUGUCCCUUCCUCCCCCUGCCCCCCUCCCUCGCCCGGCUCCUCAGCUUUGCUGCGCAGCAGCAGCAGCUGCCGGGGAGCAGGAGGUGGCAGGGGGGAGCGUGUGCGUGCGUUUUGUUUUCCAACUCGCUGGAGAUGAAUCACAUUUUCCUUUUGGCCAGAGGAAGGCCGGGGGGGUUGGGGGGGGAGGCCACGCUUGCCAAGUCGGAGAGGAACGGAAGGACUUUUUUUCUGGGUCUCUAGGAUCCCACCUCGGAAAGGUGGAAGGACCCUCCCCACAAAGGUUUGCGUCAUACGGUGGCCCCCACCAUCCCCCAGCCAGCACACACAGAGGGCACCAAGGGGGGGGGGAACACGGCUGGCAAGAGGGCCUGUGCGGGGUCAGCAGGCUUGACGUCUCUGGGGCCAGCAGCAAAACCCACUCCCCCCCCCGCAACCCCCUCAAUAUAAAUGACCAAGGAUCAGCAAUAGGUAAUUUUAGCUAUACAUGUAAUAGUGUUUUUUUAAAAUAGGGUUGUGUUCUGUUUUUCAAAAUGGGUGGCCUAGUUUAAAGUAAUAAUAAUGGGGCAGAUAUCCCUGGUGAAAUCAGUGGAGAAAAAGCCUGCAUGGUGUGGGUGGCUUAAACUGUGGGUCCCAGGAGGAAGAGAGGGCUGAACAAAGGCAUUUUGUCAUGGACCAACAAGGUUCGCGACACAAAAUCCCUGUGGGACAGACCUCGAAGAGGGCCACUCCAACUUGCCCGAAGUGGGCACUCCUUCCUUUCUUCCCUCGCUGGCCCCCCUCCAAAAAACCCUAAGUAUUAUUUGGGACAAGGAGAAGUUGAGCUCCAGUGAUACAUUCCGGGAAGAAAAGAAAAUAAGAAAAAAACCCUGCACAGUUUGGGGAAAUGAAAAUUUAUUUUUAACAAGCAAAACAAUAGCCGUUUUCCUGUUAAAAGCCAAAGCUUAGACCCAGUGAACUUUUCGAGUCUUCCCCGAUUCAAAACCCCAAUGUGCUCUCGCACGCGCCCCCGUCACCGACUUCGAUUGAUGAGUGUUUUCCAGAAGGACCAAAACCUGGACAUUUUAUUUUAGUUUAUUUUGGAAGGGAGGAUUGCAAAAACUGUUCUAAAAAUAAAUUUUCACCAAUUGUUCUAUCUGUAAAAUUUUAUUUUAGAUCAGUUUUUUUUCUUUCUUCUUUUUUUAGGAAGAUGGAGGGGGAAAAUCCAGAAUGUUGCCAAAGGCCCUGCUGCCUGGAGGAUUCUGGGAGUCAUAGUCCGAAACCCAUCUGGAGGUUGGAAAGACUGGCCUAAAUUUCACAGCUCCCUUCUUGGCAGAGUAGCCAUCUUCCAAAUUAACAUUUUUGCCCCCACUGCAGGGCAGCCUCCAAAGGUUCCCCUUCUCCAAGUCUUUUUCCUGUGCCAGUCAUAGAUGACAAGCCACAGCAGCAUCGCAGGCGUCACGAUGUGAAUUCACAUCAUUUGCAGGAUGACGUCAUGACCUGUGUGACGUUCUUUGUGACCCCCUCCCUUCCCCCUGUGAAAGACCCACCUGAGCUCUGCUAAAACUGGGAGGGUGUAUUGCCACUCCGCUUUGUGGGGAAAGGACAGUGUUUUGACAGGGGGCUCCUACAGGACACGUGCACCCCCCCAUGCUUCCAGAUGGACGACCAUUUUUUGAGUUGCUGCUCUGGCUGUGUCCUUGGUGCGCACAGGUCUACAGUGGAGGUACAGGUAGUCCUCGCUUAACGACCACAUUUGGGACUGGAAUUUUGGUGGCUAAGCAAAGUGGUUGUUAAGUAAAUCCAACCUGAUUUUAUGACCAUUUUGUGGAGGUCAUUAAGCAAUCACCACGGGUGUUAAGUGAACCACGUGGUCAUUAAGCAAAUCAUGCAGUUCCCCAUUGAUUUUGCUUGCCGGAAGCCAGCUGGGAAGGUUGAAAAUGGUGAUCAUGUGACCAGGGGAUGCUGCGGCAGUUGUAAAUGAACCAGUUGCCAAGAGCCUGAAUCUUGAUCAUGACCAUGGGGACACUGUGAGGGUUGUAAGUGUGAGGACCAGUGACAAGUUGGUUUUUUCCAGCACCAUCAUAAGUCCAAACCACCACUAAACAAAUGGCCGUUAAGGGAGGAUUACCUGUACUGGGACAGCUAAUGAGCUGGAAUAAUACUGCAGAAUCAGGCAGGGGUGUUGGUGCUUGGGCACAAGGACGGUGGCCUUUGAACCCUGUUCCAAAUGCAGAAUUGGGACCAGAGUGCUGAGGAUCGCAGGAACGCACCUGCACCACUGCUUGUUUCAGGGUCACCCCAGAAAUGCGCCACAGUGCAAAAUCUCUCCCUUCCCACGCCACGGAUGAAGCAGCUCCCAGACGCUGCCUCUUUGCCGCACCCCAGUAUGGCAGGGCUGUGUGCACCAGCGAGUGACACACACACGGCCCUCCCUGGUUUACUGCUGCAGUGGAGUCAAACCGUGAUGCGCAUGGUUCUGCCCAUCCAUCUCCCCCACCCAGCACUGACCUGUGGCCCCCUCCCCCCCUCCUUUUCUGCUGUGACUUCUUAUCCUGACGAGUCUUCCCUCCCCGCCUGGCCUUCCCAGCCCUUCUUGCUGCCAACGUCUGAUGCAUUCCACCGGGGCCUGGUUAAUGGCGGGCUGUGCUGUGCUGUGCUGUGCUGCACCGGGAUUCCCACGCACACUUCCCGUCCUUCCCAUGCACGGCCCCUCCUGUGCUCUUUGCCCCCCCACCCGUUACAUGAAGGGCACGCUAUCCACGGCUGGGGUUCUGGGAUAUUAGGGUACUUUCCUCUUCCAAUCUUCUCCUGGGAUUUUGGGGGGGCUUGCUUGCAGAUCUGAUGUAGAGAGGCCUCCGACAAACCAGGUUACAGCACGCUGCUGCUCUGCGCUAGGAGGCAGGGUUGCUCCUGUGCCCCCCUCGACCCCAGCGGUUUCCUGGGGGAGGCUGCAUUUCCAGCAAUGCACCCCUUGGUUGCAUCCAGAGAUGGGAGGGCAAGGGAGACGGGGUUGGGGAUGGGACUGAGCGAGAGCACGCACCAAAGGUAUUUUGGGUGGCCCCCUCCAGCAGGGCGGGAGGCUCUGGGUUCUGGGGGGGGCGCGUUGGGGGCAGAAGGGCGGUCACUGACAUGUACAUAGCAGUCCGUCUCUCCAAUCUUUUGCACUUUGUCACUGGGGGGCUCCGGUGAUUGUUGACCGUUUGCUACUGAAUGUAACUUGUCUUAUUUUUAUUUUUUAGAAGCACCUCUAGCUAGUUUUAUGGCACUUUAGAUAUUUACUGAAACUGUUUAAGGAAAAUAACAAAAGCAAAAAAAAAGAGAGAGAGAGGAAAACAAUAUCAAGAGUUAGGAAAAAAAGCAGGAAA
Molecule: messenger RNA, 8763 nt
Organism: Candoia aspera
Lineage: Eukaryota; Metazoa; Chordata; Lepidosauria; Squamata; Candoiidae
Gene: ZBTB4
Product: zinc finger and BTB domain containing 4
Exons: 4
Coding region: 1176-4904 (1242 amino acids)
Biological process (GO): regulation of transcription by RNA polymerase II
Cellular component (GO): nucleus
Molecular function (GO): protein binding; DNA-binding transcription factor activity, RNA polymerase II-specific
Source: RefSeq, a predicted model, not a curated record